AGCGGCGGCGGCAGCAGCAGCAGCAGCAGCGGUGGCUGAGGGGCCGUGCCGAGUGCGUGCGGGCGGGAGCGGACCGAAGCAGCGGCCUGUCCCUCCUCGCUAGCGGGCGGCGACGACAGCGGGACGCCAUGGCCCCGCGGCUGCAGCUGGAGAAGGCCGCUUGGCGAUGGGCGGAGACGGUGCGGCCCGAGGAGGUGUCGCAGGAGCACAUCGAGGCGGCCUACCGCAUCUGGCUGGAGCCCUGCAUCCGGGGCGUGUGCAGAAGAAAUUGCAAAGGGAAUCCGAAUUGCUUGGUUGGCAUCGGAGAACACGUCUGGUUAGGGGAAAUUGAUGAAAACAGCUUUCACAACAUUGAUGAUCCCAACUGUGAAAGGAGGAAAAAGAACUCAUUUGUGGGUCUAACAAACCUUGGAGCAACGUGCUAUGUGAACACUUUUCUUCAGGUUUGGUUUCUUAACCUGGAGCUUAGACAGGCUCUGUAUUUAUGUCCAAGUACCUGUGGUGACCACAUGAUGGGAGAUGGCAUACAGGAAGAGAGAGAUUAUGAACCUCAGACCAUUUGUGAACAUCUCCAGUACCUUUUUGCUUUGCUGCAGAACAGUAACAGACGGUACAUUGAUCCAUCUGGAUUUGUUAAAGCCUUAGGCUUGGACACAGGACAACAGCAGGAUGCACAAGAAUUUUCAAAGCUGUUUAUGUCUUUACUGGAGGAUACUUUGUCUAAGCAGAAGAAUCCAGAUGUAAGGAAUAUCGUCCAACAGCAAUUUUGUGGAGAAUAUGCAUAUGUGACUGUCUGUAACCAGUGUGGCCGUGAAUCUAAGCUUUUAUCAAAAUUUUAUGAACUGGAGUUAAAUAUCCAAGGGCACAAGCAGCUAACAGAUUGCAUCACCGAAUUUCUCAAGGAAGAAAAAUUAGAAGGAGACAAUCGAUACUUUUGUGAAAACUGUCAGAGUAAACAGAAUGCAACAAGAAAGAUCCGACUGCUCAGUCUUCCUUGUACACUUAAUUUACAGCUAAUGCGUUUUGUAUUUGACAGACAAACAGGACAUAAGAAAAAGCUGAAUACCUACAUUGGCUUCUCAGAACUUUUGGAUAUGGAACCUUACAUGGAGCAUAAAGAAGGAAUCUAUGUUUAUGAACUGAGUGCUGUCCUCAUACACCGAGGUGUAAGUGCAUAUUCUGGUCACUACAUUGCUCACGUGAAGGAUCCUCAGACUGGAGAAUGGUACAAAUUCAAUGAUGAAGAAAUAGAAAAGAUGGAGGGAAAGAAAUUACAGCUAGGGAUUGAGGAAGAUCUAGCAGAGCCUUCUAAGUCACAGACACGUAAACCUAAGUGUGGGAAAGGAACUCACUGCUCUAGAAAUGCCUACAUGUUGGUGUAUAGAUUACAGACACAAGAGAAAUCUUCUCUGACAGUUCAAGUACCAGCUUUUCUUCAAGAGCUGGUAGAGCGUGAUAACUCCAAGUUUGAGGAGUGGUGUGUGGAAAUGGCUGAAAUGCGUAAACAAAGUGUGGACAAAGGCAAAGCCAAACACGAAGAGGUGAAGGAACUCUACCAAAGGUUACCUGCUGGAGCUGAGCCAUAUGAAUUUGUCUCUCUUGAGUGGCUGCAGAAAUGGUUAGAUGAAUCUACCCCAACAAAGCCCAUUGAUAACCAUGCCUGCUUGUGUGCCCAUGACAAACUGCAUCCUGACAAAAUCUCCAUCAUGAAGAGAAUUUCUGAAUAUGCAGCAGAUAUUUUCUACAGUCGCUAUGGAGGGGGACCCCGGCUUAAUGUUAAAGCCCUUUGCAAAGACUGUGUGGUAGAGCGCUGUCGUGUAUUGCGGUUGAAGAACCAACUAAAUGAAGAUUAUAAAAUUGUUACAAAUUUGUUGAAAACCACAGUGAAGGGUAAUGAAGGCUUCUGGGUAGGGAAGUCUUCCUUACGAAGUUGGAGACAGCUAGCCCUUGAGCAGUUAGACGAGCAAGAUAUUGAUACAGACCAAAGUAAUGGGAAAAUGAAUGGUGACACCUUAAAUAAAGAUGAUUCCAAGGAUGAGAAAAAAGAUGAGGAAGAGGAGUUAAAUUUUAAUGAAGACAUCCUGUGUCCGCACGCAAGAUGGUUUUUUACAGGUAGUUUAUGUAUAACAGAAAAUGAGAGACGUCUUGUUUCUAAAGAGGCUUGGGGAAAACUGCUGCAAUACUUUCCAAAAGCUCCAGAAUUUCCAAGUUACAAAGAAUGCUGUUCUCAAUGCAAGAUCCUGGAAAGAGAAGGAGAAGAAAAUGAAGCCUUACACAAGAUGAUUGCAAAUGAGCAAAAAACUUCUCUCCCGAAUUUGUUCCAAGACAAAAGCAGACCCUGUCUUAGUAAUUGGCCUCAGGAAACGGAUGUGCUUUACAUUGUAUCUCAAUUUUUUGUAGAAGAAUGGCGGAAAUUUGUGAGGCGGCCUACUAGAUGUAGUCCUGUAUCAUCAGUAGGAAACAGUGCUCUUCUCUGUCCUCAUGGUGGACUUAUGUUUACUUUUGCUUCCAUGACCAAAGAAGAUUCUAAACUUAUAGCUCUCAUAUGGCCCAACGAGUGGGAGAUGAUACAAAAGCUAUUUGUCGUGGAUCAUGUAAUUAAAAUUAUCAAAGGUGAAACGGAUGAUGCAAAUCCUUCACAGAUGUUAUAUACGUCAGAACCCAGUCUUUGUCCAGAAUGCAGGGAAGGUUUAUUGUGUCAACAGCAGAGGGAUCUUCGGGAGUACACCCAAGCCACUAUAUAUGUACAUAAAGUUGUGGAUAAUAAAAAGGUAAUGAAGGAUGCUGCUCCAGAAUUGAAUGUUAGUAGUUCAGAAACUGAAGAGGACAGGGAAGAAACAAGGCCCGAAGGGGAAAAAGACCCAGACUUUAAUCAGACCAAUGGUGGAACAAAGCGGCAAAAAAUUUCUCAUCAGAAUUAUAUUGUUUAUCAGAAGCAAGUCAUUCGACGGAGCAUGCGGCACCGUAAAGUUCGGGGAGAAAAGGCACUACUUGUUUCAGCAAAUCAAACAUUAAAAGAACUAAAAAUCCAGAUCAUGCACGCCUUCUCAGUAGCUCCUUUUGACCAGAACCUUUCAAUAGAUGGGAAAAUCCUAAAUGAUGACACUGCAACCCUUGGUACUCUUGGUGUCAUUCCUGAAUCCGUUAUUUUGUUAAAGGCAGAUGAACCAAUAGCAGAUUAUGCUGCAAUGGAUGAUGUUAUGCAAGUGUGUAUGCCUGAAGAAGGAUUUAAAGGGACUGGUCUCCUUGGACAUUAAUUAUAUGAAAAAUUGCUGACUGCUUAAAGUGACCAUAAGGGACGGAGGAGCUUGACAUUUUAGGGCAUUAUUGCAAAAGUGAAUUUAAGAAUAAAUGGUCACUUGACUCUUCCAGAAGGCAGGAAUCCAUUCAAAAGUGACUGUCCCAAAUGCCUUAUGUCAAAUAAAGCAGAUUGCACUGAAGGACAUCAGACUUCAAGGAAAUGUUUCCCAUUUUAUAUUUAAGGGGGGAGGGGAGUUUGGGAUAAUGGGUGGGGCUUGGAUUAAGGCUGAACAAGUUUAGUAGCAGUAACAAUAUAUCAUGUUUACAUACAGAAAUUUAUAUAGGGAAGGGAAUGAAAUCCAGUUGUAUUUCCUUGCUCAAAUUUCAUACCAGAGGCAUUUGUUCAUAAAGGAUUUGUAUUGCAGUAGAUGAACAAAAUUCUGUCUUUCAGAGGUAAUUCUUUAUAGACCUGCUUACAAAUACCUGUCUUAAAUCUAAUGUUAUACUUUCAAUAAAGCAUGAAAGUAAACAACUUGUUAAUUGUGGAAAAAAAAUGUCUACCUUUUUCAGAGGUAUCUGUACCAACAUGUUGAUUGCAGCCUCCCCAUCAAAGCUAUGUAGUGAUUUGCUUCCAGGGUUAGUGAAAUCGGCCAUUUUGGAGUAUUGAUUUUAAAUGGAAAUCUUCAGCCUCGGGGUCCUUUGCUUGAGUGCAUUUAGGAAUGAUGGGAAAUUGUAACUACUUGAGGAUGCCACUGCCCAGAAUGAGAGCCAUACCCAGCACAUCCUGCCUACUUGUCAGGUUGGAAGCACCAACCUGACCAUGUCUAAAGUGUGACGUCCAUUUCAGGAAGAUUGAUGGACCUGAAAAUGAAUUUUGGACAGUAUGUGGCUCUUCCAACAACAGAAUCUUCUCUCUUCUCCCUCCCUCUCCACACUCCAAUCCCUUUUGGUCCAUUGUUUCCAUGAAAUCAUUUGUGUUCUGGAAUGCCCAGGAAGUAUGUUGUCCUUUUAUAACUAAUUAAAUGUUAUUGUUUUUCUCUGUGCAAAAUAUAUAAUGGCUACAAUAUUUUAUACAACUUGCUCAGAAGCAGUCAGAUUGUCAGGAGCCCCCAGAAAGCCAGAAGGUUUUCUUGAGGAUCCUGAAGAUGUAACUUCAGACUGGUGUGCUGCCCUUCUUUCAUAAAUGAUCUUUUCUCCAUUGAAUGUUUCUAAGCUUGAUUAUGGCAGUGAUGCUGAGGAGGGCUGGGGUGCUGGCACUCAGUUUUUGCUGUGAUUCUGUUUUAAGGCUUGUGUUUGUGUUUUGUUUUUAAGAAGCAUUGCUAAAAAAUUAAACUCUGGAAAAUAGAUUUAAUGAAGCUUUGCGUCAGAGGAGAGACGGUAAUCUUGAUGGUGUCCCUUUGCAACUCAUUUUUUAAUCAAUAAUUAUGGCUGUACUGUAAAAUUAUCACUCCUUGUUUGUUUUUUUCUGUCUCUGUUUGUAAUAUUCAAUCUGUGCUCCAUGAGGAGGUGGGGGAAUAUUUAAUUAGCAUGUGUGGGAUAGUGAGAGUAGCACAAAAAAUUGACAAAAACCAUCCUAUGAAAAGCAGCUGGAGAGCUCUUGAUGUUGGCUUUGAAAUGAGCACAGGAAAGGGACUGAAAAACCGAGACUACGGCAAGCCCAUCUUGAUGUAGGCUUCCAACCUUUUAUUUUGUUCUAGGACAAGGGUACUGGGUCUUGUCGUCAUGAUCCCUCGAGCAUCUUCUUUCCCAAGGUAAAGACUUCAGCAAACAUUCGUUCUGCUCCUCUUUUGUGCUUGAUGAAACGGCUGCCUUCCUUCUCCUGCAGACAGUUCUGGGCUGCAGCAAGAGCCUUGGUCUCAGGAUCGACACCCUCACUCCUGUACAUAGCCCCCAGAAAGUUGAUAUAUUUUUCUCAAUUUGCUGUUGAUAGCAUUUUUUUUAACUAGGGGUCUUUUCCUCGCGAACACAGCCUCUGAAUUAUGUAGGCCAAGUACUGUAAACUGGGAUAUAUAAGCAGAUAGAAAUUUGCAAAAAAAAAAAAAAAAAACAAACCUAUGGUUGUAUUCAAUGCCCUUGUCCUUGUGUAUAAGGAAAACAGGUACAAGAUGGGGUUUUGAAGGUCCAUUGAUUGUUCUGUCUGUAUUUGCAAAUAUGUUGGACUAAAUUGUUAUCUGAAUUGUGGAUACCUUAUUAAAGUACACAGCAUUGUCUAUUUUUUCCCUCAUGUUCUUCAUAUGCAUUGUAUGUGUUUAGGUUUUUAUAUUGGAUUGUAGAAAGAUGCCUGUAGAUUUUCCAGUGGUUCCUUCUCAGCUCCAUUACUUUGUGUCUACAUCUGACAUGUAAACACUUGAGAAAAUCUAAAAAUAUAAGACUGGCAGAAUCUGUGCAGUUUCA
This is a messenger RNA of Sarcophilus harrisii (Tasmanian devil), 5634 nucleotides long. RefSeq names its product ubiquitin specific peptidase 48 (gene USP48). The transcript is spliced from 27 exons. The coding region runs from base 129 to 3257 and encodes 1042 amino acids. NCBI's taxonomy places the organism in Eukaryota, Metazoa, Chordata, Mammalia, Dasyuromorphia, Dasyuridae. Gene Ontology annotation, molecular function: protein binding; cysteine-type deubiquitinase activity; cysteine-type endopeptidase activity. The record is from RefSeq and is a predicted model, not a curated record. Gene Ontology annotation, cellular component: nucleus; cytosol. Gene Ontology annotation, biological process: protein deubiquitination.